Cuscuta epithymum is the source of this 1215-nucleotide messenger RNA. Lineage: Eukaryota; Viridiplantae; Streptophyta; Magnoliopsida; Solanales; Convolvulaceae. The record is from the annotation of a GenBank genome assembly.
AAUUUCUUAUCGCCAUAGAUUUCAGAGAUACAAAUUUGACCGCCAUUGUCACAGUUCAAUACUUCAAUGUUAUCUUCUCCAUCUUAACCUUUCAUAGGGUUUUUCUUAGUCGCCCAAAUCGCAUCGUCGUUUCUUGUUGCUUUUAAAUGUCGGGACAAUUCGAAUAGUUUUUUCGGUAAUUCUCUGAAUUGUAACUUGGAUUUGUGAGCAAAAUGGAUGAGGGUGAGCUUGAAUUUUCUAACCAAGACAUGUUAUCAAGUCCCUGUGUUGGUGAUCUUCCUGAAAGCAGUUCACUGAGUAGCUUCUGGAAUGAUAUACUCAGUGAUACUCAUGCUUGCACUCAUACUCACACAUGCAAUCCACCUGGGCCUGAUAACUCUCACACACACAUGUGUUACCAUGUUCACACCAAAAUAGUGCCUUCUCAAAGCGAAGAGGAUAGGGCACCCAGUGAUGAUACUGCAGAAUAUGCAGGCAAGAAAUCAAAGAAACGGCCUUCAGGCAAUCGGGAAGCAGUCCGUAAGUACAGGGAGAAGAAGAAGGAAAGGGCUGCUUCUUUGGAGAAUGAAGUUGUCAGGUUGAGGGCUAUAAACCAACAAUUGCUGAAGAGGCUUCAGGGCCAGGCAUUGCUGGAAGCAGAGAUUUCCAGGCUCAAGUGUUUGCUUGUUGAUCUUAGGGGAAGGAUAGAAGGUGAGAUCGGGUCGUUUCCAUACCAGAAACCAGUGAUCACUAAUCCUACCCUGCCUGGAUCAUAUGUAUUGAACCCCUGCAAUAUGCAUUGUGAUGAUCAAGUUUAUUGUCUCCAUCCUGGCUCCGAAGGUAAAAGCUCAGAGGGUAUGACAUUGAACAAUCAAGAUAUCAGUAUUUGUGAGUUUGAGAGCUUGCAAUGUUUCAACAAUCAAUGUUCAGGACUGAAGGAUCUUUCGGCGAGUGGAGUAGAUAACAGUAUGUCUAGUCGCCAUAUCUCGAGAAGGAUUCAUAAAAAAGGUGAGUAGUAAAAGUAAGGUUUGCACGAUAUUUUUCUGUUUAACCAAACCUCACUUCAGUUUCCUGCUUUUGCAUUUGGGACUUUUGUGUAUCACAUAUUCACAUAUUCUCAACACUGAACGGUUGGUUCUAGUACUCCCCCCGUCUUGAAAUUAUCUCCUCUUUUUUAUUUUACGCACUUUUUAAGAGUGGUUGAAAAUGAGAAUGUGUGGUCGAGAUUAGAGUUGA